Nomia melanderi (Alkali bee) is the source of this 2093-nucleotide messenger RNA. RefSeq names its product putative peptidoglycan muropeptide transporter SLC46. Gene Ontology annotation, cellular component: membrane. Gene Ontology annotation, biological process: transmembrane transport. The record is from RefSeq and is a predicted model, not a curated record. Gene Ontology annotation, molecular function: transmembrane transporter activity. NCBI's taxonomy places the organism in Eukaryota, Metazoa, Arthropoda, Insecta, Hymenoptera, Halictidae.
CAAUCGAUAAGUAAACUCACUAGUGGAAGCACGUGGUGUGCGCGUUGCUCACGCUACGAUAGAAAUGUGUGAACUGUGAGACUUUUCUGUGCCUUUUUAUCGCAAUUCACGAAGAGUUCAAUGAUCGACACUUCCCAUCGAAAGGUAACACUACAAAGGUCAGAAAUUUGCUGUUGCAGAGAUACUUUCUCGAAUUAUCUCUGUCGAUCCUAGCACGAUUCGACCACGUGAAAAGUCUAACAGAUUGUGAGCGACGCUUACACGAUAUACAAGCAAAAUGAUCACAUAAGAGAUAGGUAUAAGAUGUAGAAGCGCACACAAGCCAGCAGUCCCGUUUCAAUUGAUCUCGCAGAGUGACAAAACUGAACAGCAUUUACAGAAGACGAGUUGGGCACAAACAUGAGUAACACGCACAGAAGAUGGAAGAAAUACUUCGAAUGGGUGAAACAUAUAUCGGUGGAACCCACCAUGUGGCUUUACAUGAUGGCGUUCAUGAUAACUUCGGUGGUCGAGCAAGCAUUUUUCGUUUACAAAGCUUGCCGCGUCAAUCAUGGAUACUCAGAAGAGAUCUGUUCUAAAUUGAAGAACAACGAGACCAUUAACUCCGCAGUUCAGGUGACUGUAUCGGAGUUCCAUCAGUAUAACAAUAUAGCUGGUCACGUGGUGCCUAUCAUACUAGCCCUUUUCUCUGGAAACUGGAGCGACAGGCGUGGACGCAAACUGCCAUUGCUAUUAGGACUGAUCGGCAAAUGUAUAUAUUCAUUCAUGAUAGUGAUCAUCUCCAUGAUGAAAACAUGGGAUCUGUACACCGUCGUGUAUGCUGCAACUUUGCCUAUGGGGAUACUGGGUGGCAAUGUUGCAAUCUUCGGCAGCUGCUUCGCGUACUUAUCAGAUAUCUCCUCGGUUAAAGAAAGAACGAUUAGAAUUAUUAUCCUGGACGUCGUGUAUCUCAGCACUAUGCCCACAGGAGUAGCACUCGGCUCCUACCUAUACACGGAGGUGGUGAAUUCGUCGUACGCGAAUAUGUUUAUUAUCAACACGAGCCUGCUAGUUGUAGCCAUACUCUACACGCUGAUAAGGCUGAAGUGGCAAACGCUGUCGCAACAGCAGUCGCUUUUAGGCACCAAUUUGUUGACGGACUUCUUCGAUAAGAAGCAUGUGGCAGCGACCAUGAAGACACUAACAAGACCAAGAAGGAACCAUGGCAAGAUGCACUUGUGGCUGCUCCUGCUGAUCAUGAUGCUAUACACAUUCCAACGGGACGAGAAACCUAUGAGCUACUUGUACACGCAACUGAAGUUCAAAUGGGACGUAGCCGCCUUUAGCAACUUCAGGACAUUCCAGUCAACCACGUUCGUCGUAGCGAUGCUAAUCGGCGUGCCGGUGAUGAGCAAACUGCUGGGGAUAAGAGACACUUUCAUCGUGGCGAUCGGAGCUACCUCGCACGCUCUUGGGAGAAUAGUAUUCGUGUUUGCAAAAAUACCAAUUAUGUUCUACGUUGGCGCUGCCGUGGCUGCGUUGGGUCCCGUAGUGGCACCUGUUUUAAGAUCAAUGACAUCUAAACUGGUCCCGGUGGAAGAGAGAGGUAAAGUGUUUGCGAUGCUCUCCGUAUGCGACAACGCUGUGCCUUUGUUCAGUGGUGUGUUAUAUUCUCAACUCUACAAUGCCACUAUCCACACGGUUCCAGCUUCCAUCUAUUGGCUGACGUUCUCCACUCAAUUAUCGGUGUUUCUACUGAUUUUGGUAAUUCAUUUCACGUUAAGAAACGGAUCAUGGCAAAAUCACGAAGAAUAUAUUGAUAACGAAAUUACGUAUCCGUCUGAGUCUUCCAUAUCACAGUAUGACACGUCAGUGAACGCUGAAGGGAAAUAAUAUUUAUGGAAUGUUACUGAAUCUGACAUUCCGACUACUUUUAUAUCCCUUGUUUACAAAUACAGAUAUUUUAUAGAAUUUUAUAGACGACGAACGUUCAAGAUUUAUACUUAACUAUAUACUAUAAGAAUUAUAAGACGUUACUAAUUGUAAAUAUGUGAACUGCGAAUUACAAACACCGAUGUUGUACCUUGAAAAAAAAAUUAUCUUACCAUGUUGAA